AUGCCUACGUCUGUGACUUGCUCACAAGCAUCCAAAGAUGUCUCCUAUUCCUACAUCACACCUAUACCUGCUAGUAUCACUGCCAAGACCGGCGUAGAAUGCAUCCUCGGUGUCGACGAAGCAGGGCGUGGUCCCGUUCUUGGACCUAUGGUCUAUGGUGUUGCGUACUGCUCUGUCGACUAUGCAGAGAGUAUCAAGCAACAUGGUUUUAUGGACUCGAAAGUACUGGAUCACGCAACGCGUGUUGACUUGCUACACAAAAUGGAAGACACGCAGCAUGUCCUCCAACAAGAGAUUGGAUGGACAGUGCGUGUCAUGUCAGCAAGGGAUAUCGCCGCGGGUAUGCUACGUCCGUCUGCGCCGUACAACUUGAAUGCACAAGCCCAUGACACGACCAUCCAACUCAUCCGCGAUGUUCUGGCACAAGGCGUCAAUGUUCGUCAAAUCUUUGUGGAUACCGUUGGGAUUCCUGAAAAGUAUCAGCAGAUCUUGCAGCGUGCGUUUCCGAUGGCCCAAGUCACUGUGACGAAGAAGGCGGAUAGUCUGUUCCCAAUUGUCAGUGUUGCUUCUAUUUGUGCAAAAGUGACACGAGAUAAGGCGUUGGAAGCAAAUGCGGCAGAGACUGUCCCUGUCGUAGGGACAUGGGGCUCCGGCUACCCAGGCGAUGCACGAACGGUGGAAUGGCUCAAACGGCACAUGCACCCGAUUUUCGGCUGGCAAGGUGGGUUUGUGAGGUACUCUUGGGCCACUGCAAAGGAUAUGCUUGAAGGCACCUCAAAGCACGUCAAGGACAAAAAGGCUGCCGUGGAAGUAAUCUGGCAUGAUGAGAUUGUGGAGGAGGUUGAGCACGGACAAGCACGCAUCAGUGAUAUGCUCCAGGGCAAGAACAAGGGUAAAUCUGCAUACUCUGUCGAACGCUAUUUCGGGAAGAAUGCAACAAUGGCCAUGUUUUGA
Molecule: messenger RNA, 954 nt
Organism: Protomyces lactucae-debilis
Lineage: Eukaryota; Fungi; Ascomycota; Taphrinomycetes; Taphrinales; Protomycetaceae
Product: ribonuclease HII-domain-containing protein
Exons: 2
Coding region: 1-954 (317 amino acids)
Biological process (GO): mismatch repair; DNA replication, removal of RNA primer
Cellular component (GO): ribonuclease H2 complex
Molecular function (GO): RNA binding; RNA-DNA hybrid ribonuclease activity
Source: RefSeq, a predicted model, not a curated record